Closterium sp. NIES-67 is the source of this 993-nucleotide messenger RNA. Lineage: Eukaryota; Viridiplantae; Streptophyta; Zygnematophyceae; Desmidiales; Closteriaceae. The record is from the annotation of a GenBank genome assembly.
CUGCCUACCUUGCCCUAGCCGAUCAGUCAGCUGCAUUUUGGCGGGAAGUCAAUUUCAGAGAGAAACAGCCAGCUGGUCGUGGGAUCUACGACGAUCCGCAUUUUGCGGCAAAUUCUCCAUACUUCCCAGGGAUUGCCGACUGUUGCGAAAAGCGCUUACAGGACGGUUCAGGGUUAGUAGUGUCGGCCGGCUGCCAUGUCGACCGGCGGGUGGUUCGACGCGAUGAGCAUUCGACACUUCAUCAUGCAGGCCCUCGGGCUAGGUAUGAUAGUGACGUCAGCGCUGAUCAUCUGGAAGGGCCUCAUGUGCUGGACCAAUAGCGAGUCGCCAGUUGUCGUCGUGCUCUCGGGCUCCAUGGAGCCCGGCUUCAAACGAGGCGACAUUCUCUUUCUGCACAUGAAUCCGACGCCUCUCUCUGUGGGGGAGAUUGUGGUCUUCAACGUCGAUGGUCGUGACAUCCCUAUUGUGCACCGCGUUAUUAAGGUCCAUCAAGAGGCCGACCCUGACGAGUUUCAAGCCCUCACUAAGGGUGACAAUAACGAGGGGGACGACCUGCCUCUGUAUGCUGAGGGGCAGCUGUGGCUGCGGAAGAAGCACAUCAUCGGCCGGGCCAUGGGCUAUCUGCCCUAUGUCGGCUACGUCACCAUCAUCAUGACUGAGCACCCCUACAUCAAGUUCAUCCUUAUUGGCAUCCUCGCUAUACUCGUCCUCACAUCCAAAGAUUAAUGUCCUGGACUGUACUGUUGAGGUUGGAUGCACUAUUUGGAUCCAUGCGAAGUACACAAUUCUGGAGCACAUUCAACAUCACCUUAUCAUUUUUUACAGUAUCUCAACUUCCCUCAGCACGGUAUCUGAGUUUGAGCCAAAUCGUGUUGUACUGUAAUUUCCAUCAUUACACGUGGAAGCUAGGGGCGUAUCGUGUCACUAGUGAGCCCAAGUGCGGAUGCGUGAGCACCUUGUUCAAAACUUACUGAUAUGUACAAAUCCGAUACA